This is a messenger RNA of Nomia melanderi (Alkali bee), 3667 nucleotides long. It is a transcript of the gene CstF64, whose product is annotated as cleavage stimulation factor subunit 2 CstF64. Gene Ontology annotation, cellular component: mRNA cleavage and polyadenylation specificity factor complex. The record is from RefSeq and is a predicted model, not a curated record. Gene Ontology annotation, molecular function: mRNA binding. Lineage: Eukaryota; Metazoa; Arthropoda; Insecta; Hymenoptera; Halictidae. Gene Ontology annotation, biological process: mRNA 3'-end processing.
GUUUCCUGUUGAAUUAAAUCAUUCAUUAAAGAUCAUGAAGUUUGCAUGAUGUAGGUAAAUACAUGGUGUAGUUAAUUAUUAUGGAAAAACUGAAAACUCUGCUUAAUUGAAGAUACAUGUACGGUUUUGUGAAAUUAUUUCCAAAAAUCUCUUUUAUUGUUAUUCCAUAAGAAUACCGUUGAAUAUUUUAUUAACAUUUAUAUUUUUUGAAACUUGGCGCUGAAUAAACAUUUUAAUGCCAUCUACUAAUGAGCACCAUAAACAUCCAUGAUCAGACACAGACUUUACGGAUAAUAGGUGUUUGUAUUGGUAGCAUCUUUUGCAAGAGCAGAUUUUAUAUUUAUAAAUUGUCAAAUAAUUUUUCAAACUUUUCAAAUAAUAAAAAAGAACACGCUUUUAAUUUUUACUAUUUCUACUUUAUACCUCGUCUGUGACUACGUUAAGAUCUAUGAAUAUGCAAAGUGAGAUAGUAAGUUAUAGAAUAUUUUGAUUCCGUGGGAACCAAUGUGAAUUGGACUUUGUUUGAUUUUCCUGUGACGGGAAGAAUAGUGGGUGUAUUCAAGCUUCGAAGAAUAAACAAAAGCGAAUAAAUUGCAAAAAUGAGUAAUUCAACUAUUUCUGAUCAAUCGCUCAUGGAUAAGUCUAUGCGAAGUGUUUUCGUUGGGAAUAUCCCGUACGAAGCCACGGAAGAAAAUUUGAAAGAUAUUUUCAGUGAGGUUGGGCCUGUUCUUUCCUUUAAAUUAGUUUUUGACCGAGAAACGGGUAAGCCUAAAGGAUAUGGCUUUUGCGAAUAUAAAGACCAAGAAACAGCACUUAGUGCUAUGAGAAAUUUGAAUGGAUAUGAAAUCGGUGGAAGAACAUUACGUGUUGAUAAUGCUUGUACAGAAAAAAGUCGGAUGGAAAUGCAAAGUCUUUUGCAAGGACAAAAUACUGAAAAUCCAUAUGGGGAAGCAGUACAGGCUGACAAAGCUCCAGAAGCCAUAAGUAAAGCUGUUGCAUCUCUGCCACCGGAACAAAUGUUUGAACUUAUGAAACAAAUGAAACUCUGUGUUCAAAACAAUCCAAAUGAGGCACGUCAAAUGCUACUUCAGAAUCCUCAGUUGGCAUAUGCCUUAUUACAAGCACAGGUAGUAAUGAGAAUAGUGGAUCCUCACACAGCAGUUAAUAUGUUACAUAAAGCAAAUCCAAUUCCAAGUGUACUAACACCUACUGAUAAACCAGCUGUACACCCUAUUGUACCAAGAAUAGAAGAACCAUGGGCUCCUUCACGACCAGCACCAGUUACAAAUCCUCCAGCACCAAUCUUUGCUGGACAAGAUGUUGAUUUACGUACAUUAGAUCGACAAAUGGAUCCACGUUUAGCUAGAAUGGAUCAAGAUCUAAGAGGACCACAAGUACCACCAACACCUGUUAGUGCACCUCCACCAGUAUCUGCUAAUACUGAUCCUAGGGGACUGGCUACAUUUAAUAUAGCAGAUAACGCUCUUCCUGUUGAAGGAGUUGAGAGUUUUUGCCGUGAUCCAAGAACGGAUAGAUUUGGUAGAGAUCCAAGAGAUCCUAGGGAUCCAAGAAUGCCAAUUGAUCCUAGAAUUACAAAAGCGAAUCCACCAGUACCAGUCGCUCCACCGGUAGUACCAAGACCCGUUGCUGCACCUACUGUUCAGUCUUCAAAUGUUGUUGCAACAAAUACUGCUGUUCCUGCUACUUCACUUACGACUGCCACUACUUCAGCAACUUCAAGACUCAUGGCGGGAAUGCCAUCAACAGGAAAUAUACCCAGUGGGGCAUCAGAUCAGGAGAAGGCUGCUUUGAUAAUGCAAGUACUGCAGUUAUCUGAUGAACAAAUAGCUAUGCUACCACCUGAACAAAGACAAAGUAUUUUGGUACUUAAAGAGCAAAUUGCUAAAAGUACGCAACGUUAAUAUAUUAAUCUUUACAUUUUCUAUAAAUUUUUUAAAUUUCUCUAAAAAAAAUUGUAAAAUUAUAAUAUAUAAGUUUAAGCUUCUGCAGAUAAUAAAUUUUUUAAAAUAAUUAUUUCUUUGAAUCAAUGACGAACAUUUAGUAAUAUAACAAUGAUAAACAUAAAUACAUAUAAUUGCACAUCGGAGUCUAAUAUUUUCAUACUGAUGUAUCGUUAUAAACGUUACGAAAAUAAACUAUUUGCUGAUAUUUUUAAAGAAUGCGAUUUGUUCGUUGUUUGUUUUAAUCUUAAAUAAGCCAUCUUCGAUGAGUGAACUAUAUAAAAGUUUUUUAAGAUUUGUGUCUUCAUAUAGCUCGAGACUUGUAUAUUCUUUAUCAAUUUCCUAAAACAACCAGAUUUAACAUUUCAACCUUCUUAAAUAUAUGUAAUAAUGAAGACAAUAGUUAUUAUACUGCAUGUUUAUUUACCUUAAUUGUACCUACAACAGGUUUACUAUACAUUUUAUGUAUUUCGGUUAGAAGUUUAGUUUCAUCUGCGGAGGGAACAACGUCUACAUUCCAUAAUCUGCACUUCAUUGCUAAAGCUGGAACGUCUGCCCAUUCUUUUUUUAGAGUAUAUAACUCACAACUUUUAUGUAAAUAAAAGGAGCAAAAUUAAUAAUAUACGGCUUUUAUUUUAUUUAAAUUAAUAUUAAUUAUCAAAUCAAAAUUUAAAAUACAAUAAGUACAACUUACUUUUGAGCAUUAACUGUUCUGUAUUCGUCAUUGCCAUAAUCAACAUACAAUAAUUUAAUUUCGAUAUCAUUUGUAUCUUCAAUAGUAUCACUUUCUAUUAUUAAACAUCUGUACCACAGAUCAUCAUUAAAUUUUGCACAGCAAGGUGUGUCUAUAAAUAAAGUUACAUUUUCUUUAACUUAUAAAUAUACAAAUUGUACAUACUACAUUUUGAAUAAUUAUAUAUUUAUUUAAAUAAAAUUGUAUAAAUAUUGCGGUUAGUUUCAUGGAAUUGUUAACAAAUAAUACUCACUUAGUGUAAUAUCUGUAAGUACUGGUUGCUUGGGAGCAUUUUCUUGUAAAUCUUCCAUAAGAAGUUUAUAUUGGGCAUAGUAUGCACUCAAAACCUAAAAAGGAAAGAAUAUCAAAUGUACUGUACCUGUUCUAGAGGAAAUGAAACAAGCAACAGAAUUUUGAUACAUACUACUGAGUGUGCAUUUUCUUUCAACCGAGCAUAAAAUUCAGUAGCAGAAAUGUUACAGCAUAGUUCUAUUUCAAUGUACUGUAAAUCUUUUGGGAUAUUGACUAGUUUAUAAACCACUGAAAGAUUUUCUUCCGAAACAACGUUAGGCGUAGAAGAAACUAUAUUACUUUUUACAAUACACCAUGACAAAUUUUCAACGUCAGUUGUAGCAAUGCUACCACUUUCAUUCAGUGCAUUAUCUUGUAUCAAUGGAGAAUAUCCACUGAUUAGUUUAUCUUUUAUCUUUUCUUCUGUUUCUAGCGUUACUUCAUUUAUUUCUUCCAUUCUGUCAAUUGAGUAUAGUAAGUCUGAAUUUUCAAUUAUUACGUCUGCUGUAUCCGUGAAGGAUGAUUCUUUUUCUGAUAUAUUCAUUUCACUAUCAGGUUUAAUAUUCAUACCCCAAUCGUUGAUGAGAAAUGUAAUUAAGUCACUCUUGUUUCGACAGUAUUUGUUUGGAAAUAUUGUUACAGAAAUCUGAAAGUAUGUAUGUACAAAAAAAAGUGGAUUAGA